Oncorhynchus nerka (sockeye salmon) is the source of this 8766-nucleotide messenger RNA. Its product is annotated as MAP kinase-activating death domain protein. The record is from RefSeq and is a predicted model, not a curated record. Gene Ontology annotation, cellular component: cytosol. Bases 483 to 5555 code for a protein of 1690 amino acids. Gene Ontology annotation, molecular function: guanyl-nucleotide exchange factor activity. Lineage: Eukaryota; Metazoa; Chordata; Actinopteri; Salmoniformes; Salmonidae. Gene Ontology annotation, biological process: regulation of Rab protein signal transduction; regulation of apoptotic process. The transcript is spliced from 36 exons.
UACAGUCUGCCCCCAUCCGCGGAAAUCCAGUCCCUGCAGAUGAUCUGGUGGAAAUGUUAUGAAGACAGGUUUUAAGCCAAUAAUCAUAUGCGAGCAAGCAUUUCACAGUCUACAAUUAGGUGUGGAUUUAAAGCACACAUUGAAGAGCUGUUGAAUCACCAUCUCUGGAAAAUGGAUCCAGGAUACAUAUUACAUCUCGCUAUUUGAAAUACGUCUCAAUUCAUCUCACUCACUGGCUUUCAUUCUACCAUCAAUAACAUACCAGGCCGACGACGACUGCUAACUAGCUAGCGGGUAUUCCUAGCCACCUAGCUAACAUACUGGUUUCCCCAUUCUUUUCUCAGAUGUCCACAAUGACCACUAAAGUCCUGCAUGCUCCUCCUACACCUAACCCUGCCUCUUCGUGAUUGAACAGCUGCUGACUGACCAGAGAGGUGAUAUAUGUCUGUGUGGCCAUGACUUAAAGACGUCAUCAAUCAAAGAUGGAGAAAAAGAAAAUGUGCCCCCGUCUGCUGGACUACCUGGUGGUGGUCGGAGCCAGGCAGCCCAGCACUGAGACCGGGUCCCAGACCCCCCAGCUCCUUCGUCGCUACCCGCUGGAGGACCACCCGGACUUCCCCCUGUCCCCGGAUGUGGUCUUCUUCUGUCAGCCUGAGGGAUGCCAGAGCAUCCGGCAGCGCCGGGUCAGCCUGCGUGACGACACCUCCUUCGUCUUCGCACUCACUGAUAAAGACUCGGGCAUCACGCGCUACGGCAUCUGCGUCAACUUCUACCGCUCCUUCCAGCGUGGGGGGCACCGCCGUGACAAGGCAGGUAGUGGUGGAACGGCGGCACAGACAGCGGAAGCGACCAGCGAGGGUUCCGAUGGCAGCGGUGGCUGCCCCACUGCCUCCACGUUGCCGACACCUGCCAGUGCCGACACAACCGCCACGUCCACGCCAGGCAUGGAGCCGGGACCGCCCGGUGGUGAGCCAAAUGCCGGCAGGUCCCCUCGGCACAAACGCAGCACUGGCAAAAUGGUCAAUAGGAACCGCGACAGCACGCUGACCUCGCUGUGCAUGAUCAGCCACUACCCCUUCUUCUCCACCUUUAGGGAGUGCCUGUACAUCCUCAAGAGAAUGGUGGACUGCUGCAGUCACAGGUUGACCCAGCGCGUCGGCCUGCCACGCGGAACUCAGAGGGACACCAUGUGGCGCGUGUUCACGGGGGCCCUGUUGGUAGAGGAGAAGGGCAGCCAGCUGCUGGCUGACCUGCGGGAGAUCGAGUCCUGGGUCUACCGCCUCCUGCGCUCUCCGGUGCCCGUGGCGGGCCAACGGCGCGUAGAUGUGGAGGUGCUGCCCCACGAGAUGCAGCCGUCACUCACCUUCGCCCUGCCCGACAACUCUCGCUUCUCCAUGGUGGACUUUCCCCUGCACCUGCCCCUGGAGUUGCUGGGUGUGGAUGCCUGCCUCAUGGUGCUCAGCUGCAUCCUGCUGGAGCACAAGGUGGUCCUCCAGUCGCGGGACUACAAUGCCCUGACCAUGAGUGUCAUGGCGUUUGUAGCCAUGAUCUACCCCCUGGAGUACAUGUUCCCUGUCAUUCCCCUACUGCCCACCUGCAUGGCCUCUGCUGAACAGCUUCUCCUUGCCCCCACCCCUUACAUCAUAGGUGUGCCUGCCAGCUUCUUCCUCUACAAAUCCGAUUUCAAAAUGCCCGACGACAUUUGGCUCGUGGACCUGGACUGUAACAAGGUCAAAGCACCCACCAAUGCAGAGCACCUACCCCCUCUUCCCGAGCCAGAAUCCACAGAACUCAAGAAACACCUGAAACAGGCCCUGGCCAGCAUGAGUCUCAACACCCAACCCAUUCUGAACCUGGAGAAGUUCCAGGAGGGCCAGGAGUUACCCCUGCUCCCCCCCGGCCAGAACAAGGCGUCGCCUUCCUCCACCGAGUUCAACCCCCUCAUCUACGGCAACGACGUGGACUCUGUGGAUGUGGCCACCAGGGUUGCCAUGGUGCGGUUCUUCAACUCCCCCAACGUACUCCAGGGUUUCCAGAUGCACACACGCACGCUGCGCCUUUUUCCGCGGCCUGUGGUAGCUUUCCAGGCCACGUCCUUCCUGGCCUCGCGGCCCCGCCGCUCAGGCUUCGCUGAGAAGCUGUCGCACACCCAGGCCGUGGAGUACUACGGCGAGUGGGCUCUCAACCCCACCAACCUGGCCUUUCAGAGGAUCCACAACAACGUGUAUGACCCAUCUUUGAUCGGAGACAAGGGCAAGUGGUACGCCCACCAGCUGCAGCCGGUGUUCUACCGCGUGUACGACGGCAGCUCCCAGCUGGCCGAGGCCAUGAGCGGACCCCUAGAGGAUGAGGCUAAUGACUCGGACCCCACAGACGACAGCAGCGACAGCGAGGCUGGCUACGACGACUCCAGCUCUUCCUACUCGUCACUUGGAGACUUGGUGAACGAAAUGAUCAAAUGUGACAUCCAAGGGGACACGCCAAACCUGGAUCCCCCUACCCACGCUGCACUGGGAGAUGCCAGCGAAGUGGAGUUCCAGGACUUCCAGGAGUUCAAGGGAGAGGGUCCCCUCCCUCAAGAGAAGGCACUGCCCGAGGGGGGCGAUGGACCUCCUGAACCUCCUGAUGGACAAGCCCUCCGCUCGAGCUCCAGCACAACCGCCAGCUCCAGCCCCAGCACAAUCAUCCAGGGAGUCAACAAUGAGCAGGCAGAACCAGUGGAAAUGGAGGCGUUGGCCAGUGCAGCUCUACAGAACCCUGUCCCGGGAUUGGGCGUUCCGCCCUUCUCCAGACCUCCUCCAGACGCUGCCCCUGUGGGACCAGCCAAUAAGAAGGGAGAGUACGACAACCCCUACUUUGAGCCUCAGUAUGGCUUCCCUGCUGAGGAGGACCCUGAGGCAGAAGACCAAGAGGAGACGUACACGCCCCGGUUCAACCAGAACCUCAACGGCAACAAAGCCCAACGCCUCCUGAGGCCCAGCAGCCUAAAGCUACCCGGAGAGUCAGACGGAGAGGGCGACUCCCGCAACAGUUCUCCAAAUUCCACCAUCUCCAACAACAGCAGCGAUGGCUUUGGGGGCCUCAUGUCCUUUGCUAGUAAUCUGUACAAGAACCACGGCACCAGCUUCAGCCUCUCCAACCUGUCUGUACCCAAUAAGGGGGGGCUGAGGGAGAAGGCAGCUGGGGCUGGGCCCUUCCCCAAUCUCAAAGUAUUUGGACUAAAUUCUCUAAUGGAGAUAAUUACAGAGGCCGGCCCGGGGAGCGGAGAAGGAGGCGCCCGCGGUCCCCCCAGAGCCCUCGUUGACCAGAAGUCGUCGGUCAUUAAGCACAGUCCCACGGUCAAGAGAGAGUCCCCCUCUCCCCAGGGUCGUGCCAACAAUACCAGUGAGAACCAGCAGUUCCUGAAGGAGGUGGUGCAGAGCGUGUUGGAGGGCCAAGGCGUGGGCUGGCUCAACAUGAAGAAGGUGCGCCGCCUGCUGGAGAACGAGCAGCUACGCGUCUUCGUGCUGAGCAAGCUGAACCGGGCCGUCCAGUCAGAGGAGGAUGUCAGGCAGGAGGUCAUCCGUGAUGUGGAGAUUAGCAGGAAGGUGUACAAGGGCAUGUUAGACAUACUGAAGUGCACCGUUUCUAGUCUGGAACACUCGUACACCAAUGCCGGGCUUGGAGGCAUGGCCAGCGUCUUCGUUCUACUGGAAAUAGCACGCACCCACUACCAAACCAAAGUAGACCCAGAGAAGCGCAAGCGGAGCCCCAGUGACUCUGCAAGCAGCCCGGGCAGCAAGGGGAGCCCGUCUCCCCGCAUGGAGGGCACCAAGCCCCCGGGGCUCCUUCCGGUUCCCCGUCUCCAACUGCCGCACCCCACCUCCGGGGGCAAAGGCACCCGCCACUUUGACACCCGGAGUCUGAACGAGGAGAAUUUUAUUGCCUCCAUUGAAUUGUGGAGCAGGCACCAUGAAAAGGAUAAGCAAAAAGCUAUGGAAAAACAACAGAGAGCGGAGGGGGCUAAGAAACAGCACCCUGAGCUGACCGACAUGGAGGAGAAGAAGUCCCAGAUCAGUGCUGACAGUGGCCUCAGCAUCACCUCCGGAUCCCAGAAGAGUGACACAGAGUCUGUGACCAGCACUGAACCGCCAGUCCUUACCCGAAGCACCAGCCAGGACUCAGAGGCCAGCACAGUGAUAAGUAACAGCUCAGGGGAGACGCUGGGAGCUGACAGUGACUUGAGUAGCACCGCUGGAGAGGGCUUGGGUGGCAGGCAAGCCCCCCACCUCAACCUUUCCAGGGGAACACUGUCCGACAGCGAGAUUGAGACCAACCCGGCCACCAGCUCAGUGUUUGGUAAGACCCAAAAGAUGAAGCCUGGUGUGAAGGAGGCGAACGCUAAACUUGUGCCUGUCCUGGCUAAGGGGCCUCCCGCCCAGCCCUUGGAGGACAUAAGCAUGAGGAUUUACCUGUGUGAUGGCCUGCUGGGGCGCGACAAGAGCUCCAUGUGGGACCAGCUGGAGGAUGCUGCCAUGGAAACCUUCUCUCUGAGUAAGGAGCGCUCUACACUGUGGGACCAGGUCCAGUUCUGGGAGGAUGCUUACUUGGAUGCUGUCAUGUUGGAGAGGGAGGGGAUGGGUAUGGACCAGGGACCUCAAGAGAUGAUUGACAGAUACUUGUCACUCGGGGACCACGACCGUAAGCGCCUGGAGGACGACGAGGACAGGCUGCUAGCUACUCUACUGCACAAUAUGAUCGCCUACAUGCUAAUGGUUAAGGUGAGCAAGAAUGACAUCAGGAAGAAGGUGAGGCGUCUGAUGGGGAAGUCCCACAUCGGCCUCAGCCACAGCCAGGAGAUCAAUGAGUGUCUGGACAAACUGGCUAAUUUGAAUGGCCGCGAGCUGUCCAUCAGACCUAGCGGAAGCCGUCACAUCAAGAAGCAAACCUUCGUGGUGCAUGCUGGGACAGACACCACGGGGGACAUCUUCUUCAUGGAGGUGUGUGACGACUGCAUAGUCCUGCGCAGCAACAUCGGCACAGUGUAUGAGCGCUGGUGGUACGAGAAGCUCAUUAACAUGACCUACUGUCCCAAGACCAAGGUGCUGUGUCUGUGGAGACGCAAUGGCCAGGAAACUCAACUCAACAAGUUCUACACCAAGAAGUGUCGUGAAUUGUAUUACUGUGUGAAGGACAGCAUGGAAAGGGCUGCUGCACGACAGCAGAGCAUUAAACCAGGUCCAGAGCUGGGUGGAGAGUUCCCUGUGCAGGACAUGAAGACGGGCGAGGGAGGACUGCUGCAAGUCACCCUGGAAGGCAUCAACCUCAAAUUCAUGCACAGCCAGGUUUUCAUAGAGCUGAAUCACAUUAAAAAGUGCAAUACUGUGAAAGGAGUCUUUGUCCUGGAGGAAUUUGUUCCUGAAACUAAAGAAGUGGUGAUCCACAAGUACAAGACACCCAUGGCACACCAGAUCUGUUACUCCGUCCUCUGCCUUUUCUCCUACGUGGCUGCGGUGAAGGGGAAGGAAGCAGAAGGCAAGUCCAAGCUCCUAUCUCCAAGACCCCUGCCCAGCUAGUCUACGGCCCAUCCAAUCUACACCCCCCCCCCCCCCUCCCACACACACACACACAAAACCCCCUGUGCCUCUCACUCUGCAACAAAGUGGAAUCUCGGUCCUACUAUGACAUUGAGUUCUGACAAUCCUUGACCUACUUAAGCACACACCUCUACUCCUUUUUGCACCCUGUAAGUACAUCUCCAAGAAAUACCCUCUACUCUUUGUGCAUGGCCCUGUAAGUAAAAUCCCGUGUGUGUGUGUGUGUACAUAAACUAAGCAAAAAAAGAAACGUCCUCUCACUGUCAACUGCGUUUAUUUUCAGCAAACUUAACGUGUAAAUAUUUGUAUGAACUUAACAAGAUUCAUCAACUGAGACAUAAACUGAACAAGUUCCACAGACAUUUGAAUAACAGAAGUGGAAGUGUCCCUGCACAAAGGGGGGGUCAAAAUCAAAAGUAACAGUCAGUAUCUGGUGUGGUCCCCAGCUGCAUUAAGUACGGCAGUGCAUCUCCUCCUCAUGGACUGAGCCAGAUUUGCCAGUUCUUGCUGUGAGAUGUUACCCCACUCUUCCACCAAGGCACCUGCAAGUUCCCGGACAUUUCUAGGGGGAAUGGCCCUAGCCCUCACCCUCCGAUCCAAACAGGUCCUAGACGUGCUCAAUGGGAUUGAGAUCCUGGCUCUUCGCUGGCUUUGGCAGAACACUGACAUUCCUGUCCUGCAGGAAAUCACGCACAGAAUGAGCAGUAUGGCUGGUGGCAUUGUCAUGCUGGAGGGUCAUGUCAGGAUAAGCCUGCUGGAAGGGGGUACCACAUGAGGGAGAAGUAUGUCUUCCCUGUAACGCACAGCGUUGAGAUUGCUUGCAAUGACAACAAGCUCAGUCCGAUGAUGCUGUAACACACCGCCCCAGACCAUGACGGACCCUCCAAAUCGAUCCUGCUCCAGAGUACAGGCCUCGGUGUAACGCUCAAUCCUUCGACGAUAAAUGCGAAUCCGACCAUCACCCCUGGUGAGACAAAACCGCGACUCGUCAGUGAAGAGCACUUUUUGCCAGUCCUGUCUGGUCCAGCGACGGUGGGUUUGUGCCCAUAGGCGACGUUGUUGCCGGUGAUGUGUGGUGAGGACCUGCCUUACAACAGGCCUCCAGCCUCUCUCAGCCUAUUGCGGACAGUCUGAGCACUGAUGGAGGGAUUGUGCGUUCCUGGUGUAACUCAGGCAGUUGUUGCCAUGCUGUACCUGUCCCGCAGGUGUGAUGUUCAGAUGUACCGAUCCUGUGUAGGUGUUGUUACACGUGGUCUGCCACUGCAAGGACAAUCAGCUGUGUGUCUUCACUCCCUGUAGCGCUGUCUUAGGCGUCUCACAGUACAGACAUUGCAAUUUAUUGCCCUGGCCACAUCUGCAGUCCUCAUACCUCCUUGCAGCAUGCCUAAGGCACAUUCACUCAGAUAAGCAGAGACCCUGGUCAUCUUUCUUUUGGUGUUUUUCAGAGUCCGUAGAAAGGCCUCUUUCGUGUCCUAAGUUUUCAGAACUGUGACCUUAAUUGCCCACCGUCUGUAGGCUGUUAGUGUCUUAACGACCGUUCCACAGGUUCAUGUUCAUUGUUUAUGGUUCAUUGAACAAGCAUGGGAAACAGUGUUAAACCCUUUACAAUGAAGAUCUGUGAAGUUAUUUGGAUUUUUACGAAUUAUCUUUGAAAGACAGGGUCCUGAAAAAGGGACGUUUCUCUUUUUGCUGAGUUUAUAUAUGCAUGUAUGUAUGUAUAUGUGAACCCUGGUCUGUGGCAUCGUGCGUAAAAUUUCCCAACCCAGGUCACGUCCUCUAGACUCCUCCCAUACAGGCCCAGCCUGAGGCCUUGGCCGUACACAUGCUUGUUCUUCAAGGGGAGACUUGGUCCGUCCGUCCCCCAUCUCUGUCCCCUCUUUGUGACUGACCUCUCGUCCUGGCCUGCUGCCAAGGUCUCAUUGGUUGUUUUUAAUGGGAUGGAGACGGUGAGGGGGAGGGAUAUGUGAGGCACAGCCCUGCAAGUCGAUAAGAAAGCAACCAAACCUCCCUGUCCACUCUGCGACUGUGUGAUGAAUAUUCUAUGUGCUACGUGGUAUUACUGUAAAACUCCAGUCUGUCCCAAGUCCAAACCAGUGAAAUGUUUAAAAAGCACUCUAGUACUGACGGGUGUCACAUUGUUAAAUACUACUACUGUUAAAUACUACUACUGUAUGGUGCAUCAAACACUGCAUGUAAAAGCUUUUUAAAGGUUUCGUUCCUUUUGAUCACAAAAUAUAUUGUGUGGUCCAAGAUGCGCGUAUCUCUUUAGCUUGCCCGGUGAGGCUAAACUACUGUAGUUCUACUGUCAAAUUUCUUGUCUGUGGUCCUCUUUAUUGAAUUGCAUGUUACUAUGGAGACAAAAAUAUUUGAAGAGAAGCAGAAUGCUGUACAUUUCACCAUAAAAUGUUUUACAAUGUGUGGUUUAUUCACUAGAUGUGCAAUACUUUACAUAGUUAGCCAGAGCCAGAUCAUUGUUCUGAUAAAACAUCUCGGCUAUUCUGGCUUUCAAAGUGCAAAGAAUGUUAAAAAAAUAUAUAUAUAUUAAAAGGACUUCCUUGUCUUACAUAUUUAUUGAAGUGAAUAAAUGAUGACCUCUUGUUUAUAAGUGCAAAAUCACUAUUUGGAGAUUCUAAACCUACUGCUGCGCUAUCAAGCCCUGCUGUUAUGGUUUUGUCCGUUAAGUCCUCAUGUUGUGUCAGUACUGUGGUAAGAGAAAUAAAUACAUUCUAGCCCCAUUUCAGCCCAACUGUAAAUCCCACAGUUUGAGUGUGUACAUGCAGUGUAUUGUUUUGCCAGAUCAGCAAUAUAUGAAUAAUACAGCUAUGUGAUCAUGAUAUUGUUUUUAAUGUUUAAGUGGCUUUUAUUUUUUAGAGAGGAAAUGCUUGUGUAAGGAACAUAGUUACAAAUUCCACGAGGCAAUUAUUUAAGGCAUUUCAUUAUUGACAAUAAAAACACUGGUGUAAAUAUGAGGGUCUCAAAACAGUUUGAAGACUAGGUAUAGUUUCUUAGACUAGUUACAUAUGAGAACCUUAAGAAACGGGAGUAUUUGAAACCAACCAACCCUAUUAUUGUGGUAGCUAGCCUGCUGCUGUGGUGAAAGUGAUGGAAUAAUUGAAAUGGGUGUGAAAAAAAGUAUUUAUAGAACAUGUACAGCUUUGGCAAUAUCAAAAUAAAAGUUGUCAAAACUAAA